AUGAGGUCGUUUGUUUUUUGGCGUGGCGUACGAUAUCAUGCCACCUUUCCUAGCUAUGGGCGGCCAACUGCCUAUGGAGAAUGUGGAGUUGAUAACAAGGUGCCAUUUUCCCGUAGAGUGCCCCUUGCCUCUUCGAUGAAUCUCUCUGUCACUACUUCAAAUGAUAUUCGUGCGGAAUUUCUGUCUUUCUUCAGGGAUAGGGGUCACGCCUUAGUCGCUCCCUCGUCAGUCUAUCCUAGACAUCAAGAAGGUGCCUAUUUUGUCAAUGCCGGUAUGAGUCAGUUUAAGCCCUUAUUUAUGAGGAGCCGGGAAGGUAAUGGUAGCCACGGCUCGGAAUUCUUCUGUCUUAACAAGGCAGCAAACUCACAGCCCUGCAUUCGCAUUGGCGGCCGCCAUGGUGAUCUAAAUGAGGUAGGGUACGAUACUUCUCACCAUACGAUGUUUGAAAUGCUUGGAAAUUGGUCAUUCGGCUCCUAUGGAAAGGAAGUCGCCUGUCGUCAGAUGUGGCGAUUUCUGACAGGAGUCCUCGGUUUACCCUCGUCGUGCCUUUACGUCACCUACUUUGGCGGCAGUGAUGCGCUCGGCCUACCCGCUGAUGAUGAGACUCGAGACAUAUGGCUUAGUCUUGGUGUAAGCGAUCAGAAAUUAUUGGCAUUUGGAGCAGAGUCGAACUUCUGGCGUGCGGAUAAAGCCAGUGGAGGCGGCCUUUGCGGUCCCUCGACGGAGAUUCAUGUGGACUUCGCCGCACUUUCCGGUCGCAGAGAUCUCAAUUGUGCGCGUUGCAUGGUGAACAGCGGCGGGGCACGAGUAGUCGAGCUUUGGAACUGUGUCUUCAUUACCCAUCGGAUGGUCGAAGAGACCGAUUUUCGGAGUACACUUCUUCCCCUCUCCUGUCUUUCCGUUGACACUGGUAUGGGCCUUGAACGACUGGCCUCCGUUAUGCAGGGUACAAUGACCACGUACGACACAGAUGUGUUCAUGCCUCUCUUGGCCUUUAUCCAUUCGGAGGCGCUGCGGAUCACGGGUUAUACAAUGCCAUCCUACAGCAGUUACUACAUGCUCCCCGUGGAAUCAGAAGAGGAAUCAUCCGGCAAAGGGAAAGCUGAAUCAGAUCCCUCAAUUGUCAGGCGCACUAAACCCAGCAGGCUCUCUAAUUUGCUACGUACCUUUAACCUUGGUUCCAAGGAGUCUGGUAAACAGGCUGAAACGACUCAUUCGACUGGGACAAGCGCAACUCCGAUAGACUACGAGACUCUACACCGUGACGUGGCUUACCGGCUUGUAGCGGAUCACAGUCGAGCUCUUAGCCUUGCCCUGCGGGAUGGUCUGCUGCCGGGCAGACAGGGUGUGGGAUUGAAGCUGCGUCAUCUCGUCUGUCGGGCCACCCGAGCCGCCGUUCUCACUGGUCUUGACUCCGUUACAAAACCGUCUCUUUUACAACGCGUCAUUACUCAAAUUCCUCCCGCUGCUCAAUUCCCACCCGACAUCGAAGGCCCUUUAGCUCGUCCCUCUGCACCAGUUCUUUCUACAGAACAGAUAAGUGACGUUAUUAAAAAGGAAGUGAACCGAUUUAUUCCUCGACUCAGUAAGCUUGAAGACGCUUUCAACAACUGCCUUCGUGACGCUGACGAAUUGGGUUCGUUGUCAGAUCGGCAAGUGGAGGGGCUUCAGAUAGGACGCUAUGGAGAACCGGUUAGUUGGGACAUGAUCUGUGCUCAGGCUCGGUGGUAUGGUUUAAAGAUUCCAUCUGGACCGCCCCAGCCGAAGCCCGGUAGGCGAUCAUCGGCACCACCCUCAUCGUUGCCAUCGGUGGGCAACCUUAACCGGCUGCGCACGCUCCUCAAGGGCCUCCUUACUACUCAGGAUCACAACAAAUACCAAAUUGAACGGGUGCUUCGAGCGACAUCUUCAUCACCCGGCUGCGGCUCAUCAUACACUUACGAAGUCCCUCCACUGAAGGCGAAACUGGUUGCUCUCAUUCAUGGUGACUCCGAUAAUCUUCAGGUGGUGAUCGACCCCAUGCAUUUUACCAAGGUUCUCUCCUCGCACCAUUCAGACGGAAAGCGACUAGGAUUGGUUUUUGACCAAUCCAACUUUUUUAGUCCUUGUGGGGGACAAAUCAGUGAUGUUGGGGUUAUUAAGGCGACGACAAAUCAAAAACCCUUAUUUAGUGUGCUAUAUACUGAGAAGAUAUUUGAAAACAACUCAGCUUUAUCCAGUGAUGGUUGGGUGAUUCAUUGGGUGACACCCGGUGAUUUUGUUGAAGGGAACAUUCCAACAGAUUCGCUCUACCUUUGUCCAGAUUCGGAUCGCCGUUUCAGAAUAAUGAGAAGCCACACGGCACAGCAUCUCUUGCAUUGGGCAUUCGAAGAUGAGUUAGCCUCAAUAGAGUUUCCCAGUAGAAGUACCGAGCAAGCAAGUCCCAGCCAACAGCCCACUUUUCAUCAUGGAGGGCAUGUAGAGCCUGAUCGCUGCUCGGUUUAUCUUACCCUUAUUGAAACGCCGGAGAAAUUGGAGACACUCGUUGAAAAUGUUCAGGCGCGCUGUCGCGCUGCGAUUGAGGCCAAAUUGCCAAUUGUUUGCCAGGAAGUUGAACUGGAACAAGUUACUGAGAAACCAUAUGUAAAGCGGUUCACUUGGGAGAUUUACCCUCCGACAGUUCGUGUGGUUUGCGUUGGAGGCGACAUGGAGACAAUCGAAGAAAAAAGCAACGGUCCUUCGGCUUUUUACUCGGCCGAGUUGUGUGGAGGGACGCAUCUACGCCAGAUAGAGGAUCUUGUGGAUGUUAUCAUUGUUGGACUGCAGUGCCGCAACCAAUCAAUCAAGAAGUUUGUGGCUAUAUCGGGAGAGAGCGCAGCUAGGUCAAGAGACUAUGGAGAACGUAUGCUUUCGCAAAUAUCUACCGAAUCGGAGGCCCUUAAAACAGAUAGUCAAGAGGCGAAGGGCUCAAUACCUCGGCUUCUUGACUGCGCCGAGCGCCUCAUCGCUCUCAUGUCGCAAGUGGAUUUGGUCUUGGGUGGGCUGGAGGAGAACCUGUCGUACCUUCACCGCAGUGCUCUGACGCGUUGUCAGAAGCGUUUAUCGGCUCUGCUUGGAGGUAUCAAGGACUCCAUGCGGGACUGCGCCUCCAUCCCUGCCCACGUGGACCCCCUCAUGAUCGCACAACUCGAGCGCCUUUUCAAAGGGGGCCAAACUGGCGGUAAAAGCUCUGCUUUCUUUGGAGCCUUCAAUAUUAGCAAUUUCGAAAAGGCUAAAGGAAAGGCAGUUGAGUGGGCGACAGCAACGACGGGACGGUUAGAUUUCGGUAACCGUAACCUAAGCAUUCGCGUGGAGGACUUCAGAAAGGAAAGUUUGGGCGUUGGCGCAGAUCACUUUGCAGUCGUGCGACUCUUCUCUCUCAGGGAUCAACGCCAGCGCGACUGGAAGCCCUACUUUGAUAAACUAGUGCACUUGACCGCCGCAUCAUGA
Molecule: messenger RNA, 3468 nt
Organism: Echinococcus granulosus
Lineage: Eukaryota; Metazoa; Platyhelminthes; Cestoda; Cyclophyllidea; Taeniidae
Product: putative alanyl-tRNA synthetase
Exons: 14
Coding region: 1-3468 (1155 amino acids)
Biological process (GO): tRNA modification; alanyl-tRNA aminoacylation
Cellular component (GO): mitochondrion; cytoplasm
Molecular function (GO): aminoacyl-tRNA deacylase activity; nucleic acid binding; ATP binding
Source: RefSeq, a predicted model, not a curated record